AUGUUGUUUGAGACUAGCCAAGUAGAACGUUCAACUAAUAGACUAGUAGGUUCAUCCAACAGUGCCGGAAAUUCGGACUCAAACUUUGCUGUUUCUCUCUACUCUGUAUCUUCAAGGCACCCAUUGAAUGUCAGGCCAUCGGGAAACUCCAUACUACAAAGCGAUGAUAGCUUUGUAAGGUCAAGGCAAGAUAACUUGGGGAAGCUUGCUAGGUUUCCAGAUGACUUAAUCAUGACACUUUUGUCCUAUAUAGAUGAUCGAAAGGACUUACACCGCUUAUCUCUUACAUCUAGGUUCUUAUAUGCAUUCUUGUACGAUGAAGAGAUAUGGAGGAAGCUAUGCACCAAAGAGGUUCACCAAGAACUGGAGGAAGAAACCAUGACGACUUGGAGAGGUUCGUGGCGUUGUACAGUACUUCAUCUUGACGAAAAAGCUGAAUGUAAGCUACAACUUGUAGACAAUGAGCUUUGCUCAGAUAUCUUAUAUAGACCUUUCCAGUGUAGUAAUAUUGACUAUGACAAACUCUUCCAUAAGCUUUCGUUGGAUGAAUCUAAGCAGCCUAAUAUAACAUCUUACGAUUCGGUUCCCAGUGGAAGAUUGGCAAGAAUUCAAGAGAGCUACUUAACGAUACCAGAAUUCAAUUUGAAUUGGCACGACAAGCCAUUUAUCUUAACCAAUGAUUCCGCAUCAAGAUGGCCCAGAUGGGAUUUGAAGAGUUUGUUGGAAAGAUUCCCCAAUGUAAGAUUCAGACAAGAAUCUGUUCAAUGGCCACUUUCAUUGUAUGGAGAAUACCUUCAAAACAAUAAAGAUGAGAACCCAUUGUACUUGUUUGAUUGUAGUAGUGUUGCCAUGAAGGAAUUGCAGAAAGAGUACACUGCUCCAGAGAUAUUUCAGCAGGAUUUGUUUCGAGUAUUUGACAGCAAAGAUUCUAGCAACUGCCGUCCUGAUCAUGCCUGGUUAAUCGUAGGGCCCAAAAGGUCUGGGUCUACAUUUCACAAGGACCCAAACUAUACUUCUGCUUGGAACACAGCGCUUACAGGAAGAAAGCUUUGGAUAAUGCUUCCAGGUGAUAUUACACCUCCAGGAGUUGGUACAGAUGAUGAAGAAAGUGAAGUCACUUCACCUGUAGGUAUAGCAGAGUGGGUUAUUCUGGGAUUCUUUAAUGACAGCAUUAAGAUACCUGAAUGUAAGAUAGGUAUCACUUUUCCUGGAGAAUGUAUGUACGUACCUUCUGGAUGGUGGCAUCUGGUUAUCAAUUUGGACGACAGUGUAGCCUUAACUCAGAACUUUGUACCACCACCAAAGCUUCACAAUGCAUUGAAUUUUUUUAAAAAUAAAGGUGACCAAAUUAGUGGGUUCAAACCAAAGUACGUCAACAAUACCAUCAAAGAUUUAUUAUCUAAUGGAAUAGAGGAUCCUACUUCAAAAUUGUACGAAUUCACCAAAGAAUUCCAAAAGUUACCAUUGGAACUUCAAAAUGAAGAUUGUGGAGAGAUUUCAAGUUUACCUUCUAUGCCAAUAUUUGAAUUAUUUUCAGAAUUGAUGAAACAAAAUGGUAAAGAAGAUGAAUUGAACGAAGGAUUAAAAAAGUUAAACAAACUAGAGAAGGCCAAUAAUGGCCCCGGAAAGAGCGAAGCUUGGGAGAAGAUACAAUUAGAGAAAUCUAAUGGAUUUUCUUUCGGAUUUGAAAGCGAAGACGAGGAUGAUGACCUUGUUGAAGACAAUAACGAAAACUAA
Molecule: messenger RNA, 1737 nt
Organism: Dujonia railenensis
Lineage: Eukaryota; Fungi; Ascomycota; Pichiomycetes; Serinales; Debaryomycetaceae
Source: the annotation of a GenBank genome assembly